AUGUGCAGAUACAAUAUCUUUCAGCACGCUUGUGGGCAUACUAAUCCAGAGCAUUUCCCCACCGAUCACAUGUCCUAUCACCGAGACUACUGCGACCUCGCGGGCAACCAAGUGGAGGUCAUACUGAACUGCGAAGCUGCAUAUCAGAGUCAACGAACUGUAGAAAAUGCUCAACGAGUAGCUUUCGCAAUACAUGAAGCAAGAGCAGGCCCAAAUUACCGGCCUGCUCGAACCAGCACUCAACCACCACCUCAUCUGCCGGAAAAUGAAGGUCCAAGUAGGUCACGCUCACCAGGGCUCCAUCUGCGACGCCCACUCCGAGAUCGAUCCUUGCGCGAGAAUCCUCCUCAAGGCGGCCAGCGACUUCCAUCAUCCCAAAUUAACCCACAGUACCUCUCGUCCGGAAGAGAGGUUUGGGAUCUACCACCACCCCCACCAUAUCAAGUUCCUUUGUCGCCAAUGAUCAAUUCCGGGCAUCCACUCUCUCCGCAACCUAUGCAAGCGUCUCCAUACGGGAAUGACAUAAGACGUUUACCAACGCCGUCAAUACUUCGACAGCUAGGACCACUACCACCGAACCGAGCCUCCGCAUCGCCGCCCGGAGUUCCGCCUUACGAACCGUCGCCGGGUGGACCACGAAUGGCUACGCCACGAAUUUUGAGGAAACGGUCGUGGUCUCCCGAAGAGGACGGUAAGCUUAUCAACAUGAGACUGCACGGUCAUACGCUUCAAGUUAUCGCGCAGCAACUUCCAGGCCGCACUCGGGAGGAUUGUACUUCACGGUGGGAAGAGUUGCGGCGCCAGGGGGGGAUACACCCAUACUAUUGGCCAGCUGGCAGUGGUGCUCAGAGCGCGGGCUCAGCCUCCCAGCACGCUGCCCGAGAACCAUCAGUCACCGUGGGGCCCUCGGACGCCGGGACUGUGCCAAGACCAUUGUCACGAGCGAGAUCGCACUCCAGAACUAGAGCACUAGCCGAAGACGUCAGAAACUACCACCAGGCCGGGCCGAGGGGCGAGUCUAGGGGUCGUUCACGAGAAAGAUCGCCAGGGUUCCAAGCCAGCACUCUUCGCCGGAUGGGCAGUCACUCUCGGAGUCGGAGCUCGAGUCAGAGCGGAUACCCGCCUCCGCUCACAGCGGCGCAAGGGAUGAUUAGAUCUCGGAGUCACAGUGUUGCCGCAGCGUCACGCAGCCCGGCGCGUCGACCCCAACCUGUACGGAGAGUCACCGCCAGUCCAUUCAUGCAGCAAGCUGGCAUGUCACCAUCGCAGCAAUUAGUUUCCAGGCCCGGUAUUCCUAUUGCAGGUCAACCUAGGCAGCAACGCUCUCGAUCAUCUUCGCUGGCUGGGGUCCAGUUGUCGCCAAGGCCGCUUUCUGCCUCAGAGUUCCACCCAGCGAUACAAAGCCGUCCAUCUUCGCGAACGGGGAGACCGUCCGUGGGCAGAACAGGAAGCACCAAUCCCGCUCGGGGUUGAAGUUGGAGCCGCUCUGUCGCUGGCCAGAGCGCGCCUGAGAUGAGCGGCCUGCCAGGUACAAGAGGCGAUAUUAGCUUCGGAGAGAUGACAAAUCACCUCGGUCAACAAUCACCCCACAUGUAAACUGUGACCAUCAGACAAAGCGGGCACAGCAUGCGCC
This is a messenger RNA of Baudoinia panamericana UAMH 10762, 1633 nucleotides long. RefSeq lists its product as uncharacterized. The coding region runs from base 1 to 1473 and encodes 490 amino acids. Lineage: Eukaryota; Fungi; Ascomycota; Dothideomycetes; Mycosphaerellales; Teratosphaeriaceae. The transcript has 2 exons. The record is from RefSeq and is a predicted model, not a curated record.